UGCUAAGUUGUUUACAAUAAGUCUUAUUUAUAAUAAAAUAAAUGCUGAUAAAGUGUUUACGAUAUUUGAUACAAUUGCGUUUUUAUAAAAUGUCCUUCAAGAAUUUUCUACAUGUAAUUUGUGUGUGUGUGUGUGUGUGUGUAUUAUGUGAUUAACCGAAGAUCGGGGUUUGUGGGAGUGUGAUAUUUGGUUAUUGUGAGCAUGUGGUAUUUUGAUAAAAACUAUUUUAUAUGAUUAAAUAUUUUUAUUAAUGAAGCAGUGGCGUAGUCGCUCAUCGUUUUUCUGUGUUUACAAUGACAUGUGAAAUUUUAGCAACAUUAUUUAUUUUAAUAUUGAAAAUUAAAAAUAGAAAGAUUAAUUCUUCAUGUAAUAUAGAUGUAAAUGAGAAUAUAUUGUGUAUAUUAUUGAUUUGAGUUACAAUGGUAAUAUACUUAAAAACCAGCAUCGUAGUCGUUCUACAUUAAUUUGUGUACAGUUGCAAUUUCCAUUGGUAUGGCAAUCAUCAACAAUUAUCGUAGAAAUUCCAUAUUUUUCACAUUUCUUUUCUAAAAAUUCAGCUUUUUGAUUACCACAAACGUAAGUGUAAUCAACAUUAGGCAUUGCGCUUCUCAAAAUCUCAUCCAAUUUUGAAUAAUCAACAUCUCCAGAAUACUUAAUUCCAUGAAUGUUACGUUCCAAAAACUUGCUAGUUUUUUUAUCUUGAUUGUUUAAUAAAUGGAAGGGUAUUAGCGGCGUAAAUAUGUAGUGUCUAUGUUUAAGACCGAUUUCAAUGGACAGUUCCUUCGGACAGAAUGUACCUUCGACAGUGAAGUCUUGAAUGUCAACGAACGCUAUUCUCAUCGUAGUUCAUUUGUAACUGACACUUUUCCACCGCCUGAUUGAGAAUUAUAUGAUCGUUUUGAUAAUUUCUGCUAGCGGGUAAUACUCCAAUAAACAGUCAUGUAUAAUUAUACAAUAUGCUCAAGUUUUUGCAGGAAAUCCUACACCUACUUCAAUUUCCACUUUUAUAUCGAUCGUUGAUGCUCUAAUUCCCUCCUACUAUGUUUGUAUUAGUAUAGCUUCUAUAGAAUGAAGUUUAAUUAUAAUAGGCAAGACUAUAGUCGUUCUGUUCAAAAUACAUCUUUCUCCAUCCAAAUUCUUCGUUCAAAGCCAAUCUUAUGUUGUUGGUGUUCAAGUGAUGAAAUUGUGAGGGAUCGUUUGUUUUUAUGUUCGUCUAUCAAUUUGGAAGCAAACGAUAACAUAUCGAGGUCUCUCGACGAAGGAACUCGUUUUAACUGACCAAAUCUCAUUUUUAGCGUCUUUCGUUAACGUAGGUGAAACACAAAGCUCCCAUUUUCUGAACGGAAUGAAUAUUGAUUUUUACUUGCUCCAUCAUUCGUAAUUUGAUUUCAUCGUUAGGAUAGACAUUUUAACUUUCAAUGCGAUGCUAUCUAUAACAAACUUUAUUGUUGUGUUAGUUGUAGUACUACCAAUGGCUGUUUCAUUUACUAUUACGACAUCGUUAUCAUGCCGAGAACAAAUGAAUCUAAAAGUUUGUUUUCCAUAUGUCAUUUGGGGUCAUCCAUACAUUACGUAAGACUUUUUCGACCCCUCCCCUCCCUUAUCUUACAUAAUUUUUAUACAUAAUGAAGAUCACGUAAUUUCUGUAUAAAUCAAAAGUAUGGUUUUUUAUCAAAGAAUUUUCUGGCUCAAUUAUAAUAAUUUUCAAUAUAAUUUUGAACUACAUAAUGAACUAUGUUCUGAAAGAAAGAGUAUUCAUGUUUUCUUAUUCAGAUGACCACGGUUUUUGGUCCCACUCUUCAAUCGAUUUGAUAAUUGGAAUGGAAGUAUCAGUUUCGGGAGCAUCAUUACGCCGAUCGACGCAAUUUUUCACGUCCUCGACAUCAAUUUCACUUUCGACACACCAAUCUGAAUCUUUGCUACGAGUAACUUCAUCUUCAAAAACGCAUAAAACGUUUUUUCCUUGAGCAUCAAUGGACAAGAGCUCUCUUGUUUUUUUUCUUUGGCAGUCAAUUUGUGAUUUAAUGCUUUCAUAUGUAGCGUAGCUGUUUUCUUUGUAGCAAAAUACAGUCCACGCGUCAACAUAUUCUGUUUUCGAGUUGAGAUUGAACAGUAGGGUAAAAAUAAUCAUAAGGCAAUUGUAAAAAUCCUUCGAACUGAGGACUUUUUAAGUUCUGUAGAGCCAGUCGUUGAAACAACGGUAAAAAUUUAGCAUCACUUUUAUCCUUUGCAGCAACUAAGAAACCUGUUUCUUUAUUUUAUUUUGUUAAAUAUGGAGGUGGCAGAAAACCAGUCGGUAGAAUCGAACGCAAUUCACUUCUGUGAGGUCCACAGCAAUCAAUGUCAGUACAUUUAGAAAUCUACAAGAAAAAAAAAUAAAUAUGAAUUGUUAUUUCAGUAUGUGUUAAAUUAAAAUGACUCCUAUAAAUAAUAACCUGUAAAAGAUACUGGGAUUCUCGCACGUGAACUGAGUACCAUUUUGCAUCAAUGUCGAUUAAUGACAAAUUAACUGGUAUGCUAUUAGAUUGUUUGAAUUCAGCAAACACUUCGUAGCCAUCUAUUACACUCAUUCCAAAGUGUACCUAACAUUUCUCCUGCAGCGGCGAAGUUUUGUUGCUCCAAUUCACUAUCUAUCGUCUUGCCGUUAGAGUCAAGAUGAUUAUCAAACUGAUCGUGACGUAAAAUUGGAAGGAAAAAAAUUGUUAAAAAGUAAGUAAUCGUAUUCACUUGAUAAAAUAAAAAUAGUUAUAAUAAUUUAAAUUGACAAAAAAUACAGUAUUUUCUCAUUUUAAAAGCUAUAUUUUAGGUUAUGCUCACUGGAUUAAUGUAUACUAUUGGAAUAAUAUUGAAAUAUAUCAAAUUAAAUAAUACUGAUUAUUUGUUCUAGUGUCAUCAAUGCAUGUUUUAACAUUAUCUGCAAUACCAACCUUUUUUAAGGACAAUAUCGCCCAACUACAAAGAGGUGAAAAAAAUGAUUUUCGAUCCUGCUGUUUCCCCUGCCCUACUUCGAGGUGAAGUUACAGCCAGUAUGAAGAAUAGAACUUAUAAUGUUGAGGUUUCCAUUGAUUACGAGGAUGGUAUAUUGGAUGCCACCUGCUCCUGCCCCAGGGGACAAGCAGUAUGCCAUCACAUGGCAGCUGUAUGUUUUCAUGCACACAACAACGUCAGUGUUACUGACAAAACCUGUGUGUGGAAUCAACGCAAACCUACUGGCGAUGGAGAAAAAAUUGUGAGGAUUAGUGAUCUCUACAAACCAAAAUUUUCUAAUUAUCAUGCUUUUUCGAGACCAGCAUCAACCCAAGAAAUGGCAGAUUUUAGGAAUGAAUUAGGAUACUCUAAUCCAGUUGGAUUUACAUGGCUGUUUAUGCCUGAGCAAUCACAAUUGACAAGCAUAAUAAAGAAUAUUGAAGAUAUUUUAUAUUCACUAGAGUAUACACAGGCUACUGACAAAGAGACAUUUUUAAAAUCAAAAUGCUCAGUAGAUAUCGAUACUAUAAAUAAAGUUGAACAAAUAACUAGAGGACAGUCAAUUAAUGAAAAUUGGCUAGUUGCUAGAAAGUACAGAAUAACUAGUAGUAAAUUUGGCUCUAUACUGUCAGCCUGCAGGAGGAACAAAUUCUCAAAAUCUUUAUUUUCAAGCCUACUAGAAGGGUACGAGCUGGAUGGUAUACAAGCGAUAAAGUGGGGAAAAGAACAUGAAGUGACAGCAAUUGCUGUAUUUCAAAAAAUUACCGGAUUAUCAGUGGAUCCAGCCGGAUUUUGCAUGGAAUAUUGUGGAUUUUUGGGUGCUAGUCCUGAUGGGUUUGUUAGCGAAAGAUGCUUAAUUGAAGUAAAGUGUCCCUUCAAACACAGAAAUGUUGGAAAAUUGAGACCAGUGUUAAAAGACAAAAACUACAUAGUUUACUUUGAAGAAAACUUGAUGAUAAUUAACGAGAAUCAUCACUAUUAUCACCAAAUACAAGGUGCGUUACAUAUUGCUGAAAAGGAUAUAUGCUAUUUAGUAAUAUGGGUACCAAGUGACUGUAUCAUUGUACGAAUUGACAAGUUGAUACAAUGCAAAGAUAAACAUGUUUUACAAGUUAAAUAG
Molecule: messenger RNA, 4087 nt
Organism: Diorhabda carinulata
Lineage: Eukaryota; Metazoa; Arthropoda; Insecta; Coleoptera; Chrysomelidae
Exons: 3
Coding region: 2972-4087 (371 amino acids)
Molecular function (GO): zinc ion binding
Source: RefSeq, a predicted model, not a curated record